CAGGUCUACCUCCCAAUGACCCCACAUCGCGAGAGGGAAGAUGUCCCGCCUAAGGUGAUGUUGGCGACCUAGUUGUGGGCAUGAGAUGAGGUUCCGGCAACGCCAUGGAGCCCUUGAAGAACAUGUUCCGGAAGGCGACGCCGGCCACCUGGGGCUCCAGCCUCCGUAGCGGCAGUCCCGUGGCCUACGCCAACCCGGUCUGGACGGCGCUCUUUGACUACGAAGCGGCCAGCAGUGACGAGCUGACCCUGCGGAAAGGCGACCUGGUGGAGGUGCUGUCGUGGGAUGCGGCCAUCUCUGGAGACGAGGGCUGGUGGGCCGGCAAGGUCAACGACAAAGUGGGCAUCUUCCCUUCCAACUACGUCUCGCCCAAGACGGGGGGCUACGUGGGGCCCGAGGGGCCGCCCGAGGCCGACUUCCGCGACCUGAGGCUGGAGGAGGUCAUCGGGGUCGGGGGCUUCGGCAAGGUCUAUCGGGGCACAUGGUGCGGGGAGCUGGUGGCGGUCAAGGCGGCCCGCCAGGACCCGGACGAGGACAUCGGCACCACGGCCGAGCGGGUGCAGCAAGAGGCGAGGCUCUUCGCCAUGCUGCAGCACCGCAACAUCAUCGCCCUCAAAGCCGUCUGCCUCCAGGAGCCGAAUCUGUGCCUCGUGAUGGAGUACGCGGCCGGGGGUCCGCUGAACCGGAUGCUGGCCGGCCGCAGGAUCCCCCCACACAUCCUCAUCAACUGGGCCGUCCAGGUUGCCCAGGGGAUGCAGUACCUCCAUUGCGGGGCCAUCGUGCCCGUCAUCCACCGCGACCUCAAGUCCAACAACGUCUUGCUGGCGGAAUAUGUAGAAGAUGGGGACGUCAGUGGGAAGACUCUGAAGAUCACGGACUUCGGCCUGGCCCGAGAGUGGCACAAGACCACCAAAAUGAGCACGGCCGGCACCUACGCCUGGAUGGCUCCCGAAGUCAUCAAAAGUUCCACUUUUUCGCGGGGCAGCGACGUCUGGAGUUACGGGGUCCUCCUUUGGGAACUCCUGACCGGCGAAGUCCCGUAUCGGGGCAUCGAUGGCCUUGCGGUCGCCUACGGUGUUGCCGUCAACAAGCUGACGCUCCCUAUUCCGUCCACCUGCCCAGAGCCUUUCGCGCGCCUCAUGGCAGAGUGCUGGGAGCAAGAUCCCCACCGGCGCCCCAGUUUCGCCACCAUCCUUUCCCAGCUGACGGUGCUGGAGGCCCAAGUCCUCCACGACCUGCCCCAGGAAUCCUUCCACUCCAUGCAGGACGACUGGAAGGUGGAGAUCCAGGACAUGUUCGAUGAGCUGCGGGCCAAAGAGAAGGAGCUGCUGAGCCGCGAGGAGGAGCUGAAGCAGGCGGCGCUGAAGCAGAAGUCCCAGGAGGAGUUCCUGCGCCAACGGGAGCACGAGCUGGCCCAAUGGGAGCUGGAGGUCUUCGAGCGGGAGCUGAGCCUCCUCAUCCAGCAGAUGAACCGGGACCGGCCCCACGUCAAGAAGCGCAAGGGGACCUUCAAGAGGAACAAGCUCAAGGGGCGCGACUCCGAGCGCAUCAGCAUGCCUUUGGAUUUCAAGCACCGCAUUACGGUGCAAGCUUCCCCCGGGUUAGACAAAAGGAAGGACAUCUUUGAGGUGGGGGCCGGUGGCUCCCCUACUUUCCCCCGCUUUCGAGCCAUUCAGUUGGAGCCAAGCGAAAACGACCAGAAUUGGGGGCGGCAGUCGCCCCGACGAGGAGGGGAUGAGACCUGGAACGGACGCACAAAGAGCCCGGGCUCCCCAAAACCGUGGGACGGCAUCACACAGAAUGGCAGGAGGCGAUCGCGAUUGGAAGAAACGACGUGGUACUUGGAAGCGGAGCCAUUGCCAAUCCCUGCGCUGACCCAGACCCAGCCCAGCCCAAACGGCACCGUCCUUCUCCAAAGCCCGGAAACAGAGGAUCCGGUCCCGGAACGCUCCCCUUCCUCCUCCUCCUCUGCCUCCUCGGCCACCCCACGCCUCCUGCACCGGGCGUUGCUGCGGGGCAGUGCCCUCCUGGCCUCGCUGGGCUUGGGCCGAGAUCUGCCCUCCAGCCCCCAGGAGCCCCCUUCCCCGCAGAAGGACCCCUCUCCUCCUCCUCCUCCUCCUCCUCCUCCUCCGGCUUUGCAGGUGGAACCCUGCCCAGAAGAGCCCCCCACCGACCUCCUCGUCGACCUGGACUCGCCUCCGCUUUGGGCCCAGACGUCGCCCAAGGUCCCCAGGCUCGUGGAGGGACGUGGCAGCAACAACAAGGCACAGAAAUGGGACGGCGCCCUUCCUUCCCCGUCGUCGCCCCGGAGCCCCCGUUCGCCACGCCCGUCCCCCCACGCCGCCCUCAUCUCCCGACCUCGCCCGUCUCCCGUCCGCAACCGCAUCGACCCUUGGAGUUUUGUGUCUUCGGGACCCCGGGCCUCACCGGUCCCAUCCCCCCGCCUUCGGGCACGUGGGUCCAACGCCCCCCAAAGUGCCAACAACCCCUUCGCCGCUGCGGCGCCCGACCCGUUUGCUGGCGAAGGGGGCUUCCCGGCUUGCGACCCGUUCCAGGUCGCGUCCCAAUUGCCGCCCAAAGAGGAGCCCGCCGCGGCCGCCCCGGCUUGGUGGACCCCCAAGUGAAAGAGAGCCGAGGAGGAAGUC
Molecule: messenger RNA, 2645 nt
Organism: Anolis sagrei ordinatus
Lineage: Eukaryota; Metazoa; Chordata; Lepidosauria; Squamata; Anolidae
Gene: MAP3K11
Product: mitogen-activated protein kinase kinase kinase 11
Biological process (GO): protein phosphorylation; signal transduction
Cellular component (GO): cytoplasm
Molecular function (GO): protein kinase activity; protein binding; ATP binding
Source: RefSeq, a predicted model, not a curated record